This is a messenger RNA of Pelmatolapia mariae (spotted tilapia), 1484 nucleotides long. Its product is annotated as transmembrane protein 272-like. Lineage: Eukaryota; Metazoa; Chordata; Actinopteri; Cichliformes; Cichlidae. The transcript is spliced from 5 exons. The coding region runs from base 104 to 580 and encodes 158 amino acids. The record is from RefSeq and is a predicted model, not a curated record.
UGCUCACAUUGCUGUGUAUGUGGCCACGUACUUGCAACAGUCCUUUUCUGUAUCUUCAAAUGUGUCCGGUCAGACACACAAACAGGUUCGACAUAUAGUUAUCAUGCCAGGGAGUCAGAGACCACAAUUCGUGUGUGGACUACGAAACAUAAUAAUAGGAUGUACCUUGGUCAUUUUCUCCUUCACAUUUGUUGCUCAAGGAAUACUUGGUUCAGGACUCUAUGACUGUCCCAGACAGACUUUUAUCCCUUUCUACAUGUCCCUGUAUGGGAUCAUACCACUCUUCCUGGCACUGAGCUUAUGGUACAACUGGUGCAACACUUUCUGUUGGUCCAUGACCAUCAUCUUCCUGUGUGGCUGGUUACUUGCAGGUAAUAUAGUCAUCUACUCCAUUUAUGAACCCAACUACAACAAGAAUAUGACACAGCCUGAUGUGUACUGCAACAAGACGCUCUACCUGUUCGCGUUUUGGUUCACCAUUGUGACCUACAUCCUGUUAGCACUGCUCUUUUUAUCUUUUUGCUAUUGUAGACAACGAGAGCCCGAUGGUGACAAUGACACUCAAAGACUUGUGCGGUAAUUAAAUAGAGAUAAUUAAAACAAGACAACAAUUAUGGCAGAUGGUGCAUUUAAAGACAGUUUUCCUGUGUGUCAGGGUAUAUACCAUGUACAUUCCACAACACUCUUUUAAUAUGUAAAAAUAUCCUUGGAUAAAGCAAGUUUUAGAGUGGAGCACAACUCUACGUGACAGGAAGAUGUGUCUGUGGCUGGACACAAACCACUUACUGUCCUGUUGCAGAAAGAGCAGCAUUGUGUUUGCAAAUAAGUCAUGAAACAGUUAUUCCCCAUGUUCUUUAUCAUUAACAUAUCAUGCUGUGUAGGAGUCUUGAGCCACCCCUAUAUUUUGCAUUAAUAUGUUUAUUAAGACAUGCAAACAUACAUGGAAAUACAGCAUAUAAGGUAAAAACAGAAUCUGUAUAAAGUCAACAUUUGGUGUGACCAUCUUUAUUCUUCAGCACAGUCUGCACUCUCUCAGUCAAACUUUCUUAUUAUUUCUUUAAGUAGUCUUCAGGAAUAGUUCUCCAGGCUUCUUGAAUUCCAAGCUCUUCUUUGGAUGGUGGUUGGAUGAUUUAUAGGUCACUGUUGUUGUCAUAUUAUCACGUUCACCAUCGUCAAGCAUCACGCACCCGAGUUUGCCAUUCCCUCAACUGCUGUUCAGGUUUUCUGUCAGAUACAGUGACUACACUGAAAAUGAGUGAAAAAAGCAGCCAAUGAAAGACCCUCAGAAAACCUGGAGAACUAUUUCUCAAGACCACCUUAAAAAAUUACAAUUAAAAGUCUGGCUCCUUGGGAAAAGUUUUUUAAACAUGAGGGGUGGCUCAAGUCUUUUGCACAGUGAUGAUAUUACGUGAUGUAAUUAAAUUUUAAUAAAAUGUAUCUACAUGUUAAUUUAUUGUCUUUAAAUAAAAAUAAAUGAAAUGUUA